This is a messenger RNA of Hemibagrus wyckioides, 1116 nucleotides long. RefSeq lists its product as uncharacterized. The transcript is spliced from 3 exons. Bases 133 to 924 code for a protein of 263 amino acids. Lineage: Eukaryota; Metazoa; Chordata; Actinopteri; Siluriformes; Bagridae. The record is from RefSeq and is a predicted model, not a curated record.
GUAAAGCUGCUUUGAUGUUCAUUGUAAAAGGUGCUAUACAAAAUAAAUUGAAUAGAAUUGAAUCUCAUUCUGAAUUUCUAAAAAAGAAGCUAUCAAGUCAUUUCUAUAUCAUUUAUAGGCAUCAGUAAGGAGAUGUUUUAUCUGUCAUGUGUGGAUGCUUCUGUGGGUUUUUUUCCAGCCAUAAAUACUCAGAUUUGCACUAAAGUCAAUCAGACAGAGACCAUCAGUCACCAUCAGAUCCAUCAGGGACAGUCAACUACCAUCAGCUGCCAUUACAGCAAAAAGAGAAGUCAAGCUCUUGCAGUAUAUUUGAGAACAAACCAAAGACUGUGUGACUACAACAAUUUAAAUACAACCUGGACUAAACAAUUCUGUAAUGAUGACAUCAGAUUUCUGUGGAUUCCAGAAACAGAGGAAAUAUCAUUCCAGCUCUUAAAUCUUCAGAUAAAUGAUUCAGGUGUCUACACGUGUACUGUGGAACACUACUUCCCACCUCCUACAAGGUGUUUGGGACAGGAGAGGAUAUUCAUUCAUGUAACAGCAUCUCCUUCUGUUUCUGUGGCAUGUGUGAGAGGGCAUGAUGGAGCACCCACAAUGCUUUGUGCUUCUGAGGGCUUUUACCCUGCUGGUCUGAAGCAGGCCUGGCUCAGAGAUGGAGAAUACAUCAGUUACAUGAACACUGCACUUCAAAGACCGACAUAUGAAGAAACUCUGAGCACUUCUCACAUCAACUGGACCUACAGAAACAACACAGAUGGGUCCUACAGCCUUUUGUCAUACCUUCACUUGUCUGCAGACAUAAAAGAGCAGGUGAUGUACUACUGCUGGGUGAAUCACACAACACUGAGCAAACCAAUCACGGUUAUCAUGUCCUCUACUGAGUGCACUGAGAGAGAAGUGGAAUUUACAGGUAUGAAUUUUUAAUCUGAUAUUAUUUCAAUAUUUCGAGGUAGUUUUAAUUUGUAUAAUAAUAAUUGUUCAUUGGUUUAAUAACUUUUAUUGCUGCCCCACCUAUGGUAUCCAAUUAAGAAUAAAAAGUGUGCCUCGUACUAUUGAUAUCUUUACAGGUUUAGUUGUUUGUUUUAUAGUCGUUGGGACCCUCUUUGGCUUGUUGAU